Molecule: messenger RNA, 4416 nt
Organism: Zonotrichia leucophrys gambelii
Lineage: Eukaryota; Metazoa; Chordata; Aves; Passeriformes; Passerellidae
Gene: SLC38A3
Product: solute carrier family 38 member 3
Exons: 16
Coding region: 173-1708 (511 amino acids)
Biological process (GO): asparagine transport; L-glutamine transport; histidine transport
Cellular component (GO): plasma membrane
Molecular function (GO): L-glutamine transmembrane transporter activity; L-histidine transmembrane transporter activity; L-asparagine transmembrane transporter activity
Source: RefSeq, a predicted model, not a curated record
GCGGGAUCGGGUCCGGUUUAAUCUCGGGCUCCGCCGGAUUACGGUCGCAGGAUAGUCUCUAAUCCGCGGCACCGGCCACCGGGGGCUGCUCGCCCCAGCCCGCAGCAGAGGCACGGCGGAGAGGGGGCAGAGCCUGAGCAGAGCCCAUAGCAAGCCCAGCUGUCUCCCAGCCAUGGAUACCACGGACGUUCCCCUGCAGGCCGAGAUGGUGGAGCUGGUGCCCAACGGGAAGCACGCGGCCGCACUCACCGCCUCCACUGUCCCCUCACUGGCGGGUGACAGAUUUGAAGAGAACCAGACUGGCGUGGCAGAGAUGGAGGAGUUCCUGCCCCAUGGUGCAGAGAAGAAGCAGACACACUUCACUGAUUUUGAAGGGAAGACGUCUUUCGGGAUGUCGGUCUUCAACCUGAGCAAUGCCAUCAUGGGCAGCGGCAUCCUGGGGCUGGCCUAUGCCAUGGCCAACACCGGCAUCAUCCUCUUCCUCUUCCUCCUCACAGCAGUGGCCCUGCUCUCCAGCUACUCCAUCCACCUGCUGCUCAAGUCCUCGGGCAUUGUGGGCAUCCGUGCCUAUGAGCAGCUGGGCUACCGAGCCUUCGGCACGCCGGGGAAGCUGGCAGCAGCCAUCGCCAUCACGCUGCAGAACAUCGGGGCCAUGUCCAGCUACCUGUACAUUGUCAAAUCUGAAGUGCCUCUGGUCAUCCAGACCUUCCUGAACCUGGAGGAGAAGACCACGGACUGGUACAUGAAUGGGAACUACCUGGUGAUCCUGGUUUCUGUCACCAUUAUCCUGCCCCUGGCGCUCAUGAAGCAGCUGGGCUACCUUGGCUAUGCCAGCGGCUUCUCCCUCAGCUGUAUGGUCUUCUUCCUGAUCUCGGUCAUCUACAAGAAGUUCCAGAUCCCCUGCCCACUUCCAGAGCAGGAGGGGAACAUCACGGGCAUCCUCAAUGUCACCACUGUCAGCACCAGCGACUACCAGAAUGGCUACACAGUCCUCCAGGCUCCCGAGCAGGACACUUGCACACCCAGCUUCUUUACCCUGAACUCACAGACAGCCUACACCAUCCCCAUCAUGGCCUUCGCCUUCGUCUGCCACCCCGAGGUGCUGCCCAUCUACACCGAGCUGAAGGACCCCUCCAAGAAGAAGAUGCAGUGCAUCUCCAACAUCUCCAUCAUGGUCAUGUACCUCAUGUACUUCUUGGCUGCCCUCUUUGGCUACCUCACGUUUUACGACCGUGUGGAGUCAGAGCUGCUGCACACGUACAACAAGGUGGAUCCCUUUGAUGUGCUCAUCCUGUGUGUGCGUGUGGCUGUGCUGACGGCUGUCACCCUCACCGUCCCCAUCGUCCUCUUCCCGGUGCGUCGGGCCAUCCAGCAGAUGCUGUUCCAAGGGAAAGACUUCAGCUGGAUCCGCCACAUCGCCAUUGCUGUCAUCCUGCUGACCUUCAUCAACCUCCUCGUUAUCUUUGCCCCCUCCAUUCUCGGCAUCUUUGGCUUGAUUGGUGCCACCUCUGCUCCCUGCCUCAUCUUCAUCUUCCCUGCCAUCUUCUACAUCCGCAUCAUGCCCAAGGACAAGGAGCCGCUGCGCUCCACCCCCAAAAUAUUGGCUGCCUGCUUUGCCCUUCUCGGAGUGGUCUUCAUGAUCAUGAGCUUGAGCUUCAUCAUCAUCGACUGGGCCACGGGUGGGGGGAAGAGCGGCGGCAGCCACUAGCCACUGCCGGUGCCCAAGCCAACCUCACCCCCGCCCGCCCGGUGCCCAGGGAGAGCCCACCCUGGGCUCAGCCCCCAUGCUGCAGCCCCACCAGGACUCCCUGGGGACUUCUGCUGUUGCUGCCCGUCACCUGUGGUGAUGGUGAGAGGGCAUGAGCUAUGGCAGGCAUGGAGACUCCUCGACCUGUGUCCGGGAUGGGGCAGUGAGCCCGGGGCAGGUCCUGUGCCCUCCAGCCACUCCAGCGGGCACCUUCCCUGCUCUGCGCCUCAGUUUCCCCAUCUGUAAAAUGGGGAGAAUAAUACUGCCCUACCUCACCCGGAGCUGGCUGUCAGGUGGACCUCUUGUGCACCCCAAGAGCCACCAGCAGCAGCAGGCGCUGCCAGGGGCGCAGGGCACUGCCUGCCGUGGGGACCAAGGCUGGGCACUUCCCUGGCCUCCCCCAGAUAGCAUCAAGAGCCUGAUGAACAGUGUCCGUGGGGGCUGGAAUCCAGCGGGGCGGUCGGACCUGUGACAGCACCUGUGCCCAAGCCUCUUGCCCUCUCCCCUGCCAUCCCCCAUCCCCAGAGACAUGCCACCCGCUGUCCUGGCAUUGCAGGGGCACCCCGGUCCCUGUGGACAGGCGUGGCCCUCAUGCUAUGGCUGGUGGUGCUCAGCCUGCUGCUCCUGAGCCUGAGGGGAACUGUUGGCUCCGGGUGCCUGCGGAUGGGACCCUGCUGACCCCUGGGCCAUGUACGGGGGGGACCAGCUGCAUUGCUCCAGGGAGGUGGCACACACGCCAUGGGCUUUGCAUCCAUGCUGCCGCUGGGCUGCUGGGGCCUGGUGCACCCAGGGGGCAUGAGGGGGAUUUGGGGGCGGGCUGGGGGCAGCACUCACUGGGGGCAAGCUCGGGGCUCUGGAGGCACCCUGUCUGCAUGCCCAGAUGCCAGGGUGAUGGGUACCCCAGCAACCCAAGCUGUCCCUGCUUGCCCUGUACCCUGGGCUAUCCACCCAUCCAUCCAUGCCGCUGGGAUCAUCUAUCCAAACCAUGCCAAAACCCGGAGAGCGGCUCUCUCACCCCCUAGCUCCCCUCCCAGUAUGGGGGGCAGCCCGGCAGGGUGGGCAGCACAGGGCUGGGGGGGUCUGUCCUGCGGCAAAGUACAUAAGAGACGUAUUUUUUUAUGAGGUGGUGGAGGCUGGGAUGCUUUUUAUAAAUACUGUACAUAAGAGUAGAUCUUUUUUAACGUGUUGUGUUGCUCUGGGUAGCUCUGUAUAAUGUACAUAUCAUGUGGGGGGGCGCUGGACUCUCACCAUGUGCAGCGUGGCCCCACUGUUCCUGUCACCAGCCUGGCUGCCCCAGGGCCACCCUGACACCUGUAAAUUAUUGCUGGGGCUGAUGCUGGCGGUGGCAGGAGGCCCGAGGUGAGAAUAAAGAUGAGAAUGUGCCCAGGUCUCGGGCAUCACUGGGGUGGGUGAGGUGUUGGCAUGCAGGCUGGCACCUCACACAGGCAUCCUGAGGUGGCACGGACAGACGGACACAAGCCACACGGGUGCACAGACGUGUGUGAGGACAGCAGGGAUAUAUGGACAUGGAUGUACAGCAUAGGUGCACACGGAUGAACAGCACGACAGACAGCAUGGACAUACAGCAGGACAGCACAGACACACGGACAUGGAUGUGCAGGGACCCCUGUGGGAGUUAGACCCUGGGGAAAUUGGAUUGUGAGGGAGUGGGAUCCCUGGGGAGCAGGACACCUGUGAGAGCAGGAUCCCCAGGACAACAGAACACGAGUGGGAGCACAGCCCUGGGGAGUGGGACUCCUGAGGAGUGGGAUACAUAGGAGCAGGAGCCCAGCAAGUGCCACGGCAGUGCUGGAGAGUGCUGGAGCUGCUGUGGAAGCAGGGCUCCAGGGAAGCGGUGCUGGGGCAUCUCGUGCGUGGUGCCAGGGCAGUGGGUGCCCCCAGUGCCCUCAGGGCCAGCCCCCAGCCCUUGCCCAUGGCACAGUGUGGAGUGGGGGUGAGCCCCCCCGGCCCUGGCCCCUCGCUCCCUCAGCUGGCCCCAGCUCUGGGCUCAGUGCCAGCUCGUUAGCAAAGCCUUAUUAGCUCGGCAGCCCGCUCCCACGGGAACAGCCCUGCUCCCCCACAGCAGGCCCACGGGCACAGGCCUGCAGACCCCACGGGAGAUGCUGUACCCUUCCCCUGGCAUUCUGAGUGGAGAGCAUCCCUGGCUGCCCUCAUCCUGCUCAGCUGGUGCCGCUGGGGUGUGUGGAGAGGCUGCAGGGCCUGGGCAGACAUGAGGCAAUGCUGUGGGGCUGGCAUGGAGUGAGGGUGGCCACCUGGGCACGGACCAGCCGCCUGGGUCAGUGGGCACACCUGGCCCCCUCCUCAGGACCUGUAGGGAGUUCUGGUUCCUCAGGGAGCAGCCCUGGGAGAUGGGGGACAGGGCAAGUGCCUGAGGGAGCCCCUGUUCUGGGAGAAACCUGGAGAUGCCCCAUCCUGCCCACUCCCAUCCUGACCCAUCCCCUGUCACAGGCACCCCCAGCCCCAGAACUUGCCAAGGAGCUCCUUCCCCUGCGGCAGGAGACCCUGAGGAGUGAGAGAUGCUCAAGCUCUGAGCCACCACCCUGUGACACCGAGACUCCACAGAAGGCAGCCCUGAAACACAGCAUCACCGAAACCACCGUUCCCAGGGCUGCACCCACUGCUCUGCACCCAAAGGGCCCCAAAACGCA